AUGCGGGUUUCUUCCACCCGCCUCCUUGGCGUGGUCUGCGCCUUUCUGAGCUUUAGCUUGCCUGCUCACGCGCAAGACGUUAAAAAAACCGAUGUCUCUCCCGGUACAGCCGUCAAGUCGGGCACUGAACUCCGUAUUCUUUGCGUUGGUGAUUCUAUCACUGCAGGGAGGCGGAGCGGCGGGAGUGUGAACGGGGGACUUGGUAACGGAUAUCGACUUCAGCUCCGAAACGACCUGUCAGAGGAUGAAGUCGUUUUCGCCGGUACCGAUGUUGCUGGCAAUAUGACUGACGGCUACUAUGCUGCCUGGCCUGGAAAGACAAUUAAAUACAUCAGCGAUCAUGUCGGCCCCUCCCUAGCGCAACGGCCCAAUAUCGUUCUCCUCCAUGCAGGAACGAAUGAUAUGGACGACAGGUCAUUCCUCUCAACAGAAGGCAACGAUCCCAAGGGUGCAGCCAAACGACUGGGGAGCCUGAUAGACCAGAUAAUCGAGGCAUGCCCGGACGCCGUAAUACUCGUUGCGAUGAUUAUCGGCACAUGCGACCCGCACAAAGUAUCGGCGACUCCGAAAUACCAAGCGCUGAUUCCUGGAAUUGUUCAGGAACGGCGUUCAAAUGGUAGCUAUGUCCUCGCGGUGGACUUUACUACGUUUCCCAAGAGCCUACUUCAGGACUGUAUUCAUCCGUCGUUGAACGGUUAUCUUGAGUUUGGUCACUAUUGGUAUGACUUUAUUACUCAAAUACCGAGCAGCUGGAUCAAGGACCCGGUUGGAGCUGAUCCUACUCGGGAGGAAUCUGCUGUGAAUUGGGUUGUCCAGUAUUUCCAGUCUCAUGUAGGGAAUAGAGCUAAUAGAGGUUCAGAUUUUUGA
Messenger RNA from Ilyonectria robusta, 867 nucleotides. Its product is annotated as SGNH hydrolase-type esterase domain-containing protein. NCBI's taxonomy places the organism in Eukaryota, Fungi, Ascomycota, Sordariomycetes, Hypocreales, Nectriaceae. Gene Ontology annotation, molecular function: phosphatidylcholine lysophospholipase A1 activity. The record is from RefSeq and is a predicted model, not a curated record. The transcript has 6 exons. The coding region runs from base 1 to 867 and encodes 288 amino acids.